AAGGAGAAUAACCUGCUGCCCACUCUGUAAUGGUGUUGACGGUGAAGUCAUUAUCAUGCAGUCACGAACUUCGUUUUCUUAAGCAGACCUGCUGCCCUCUAUGCAAAGGUGUUGACUCCUCAAAUCCCUGUUUUACCCUUGGAAGGAGACCCUGAUGUUUAAUAUCAAAGAAGAAUUUAUCUCCUAACAAAUCCAACCAUCCAUUGCCGCAAGCAAGAAGCUCUUCCCAACAUCAUUAAAUGACUUCCACACCGGUAUCAGUUUAUUUUCUGAUACUUUUAAUAUUUUGCUUGAAUCCCCUAGCCAUGGCUGUAGAUGAAAACCAGUUCGUGUACAAUGGCUUCCAUGGAGCCAAUAUUCACCUUGAUGGAGCGAAAAUCCAUUCCAAUGGUCUUUUGCAGCUAACCAACACUUCAAAGCAACAAAUCGGUCGUGCUUUCUACCAGCUUCCAAUAAGAUUUGAUACAUCUUCGUCCAGGUUAGGCCAAGAUCUUUCAUUUUCCACCCAUUUUGUGUUUGCCAUUGUUCCUGAGAUAACAAAUCUUAGUUGUUGUGGAAUGGCCUUUGUGAUCUCACCAUCUACGGACUUCACCCAAGCCCUAGGAAUGCAGUAUUUUGGGCUCCUCAAUAUUUCUAGCAAUGGGCAACCUUCCAACCAUCUAUUGGCAAUUGAGCUCGAUACCCUUACAAAUACUGAAUUCAAUGAUACAAAUGAUAACCAUGUUGGAAUUGAUAUUAACAGCUUAGUAUCAAAUGUAUCUGCUACCGUCAUGUAUUACUCCAAUAGGGAACGAAUAAAUCGGAGCUUGCAGCUUGUAAGUGGGAGUCCAAUGCACGUUUGGAUAGAUUAUGAUGGGUUUGAGAAUGUACUCAAUGUUACAUUAGCUCCUAUUAGAAGCCCAAAACCAGAUCAGUCUCUUUUGUCAACACACAUCAAUCUUUCUUCAAUUCUGUUGGAUUCCAUGUAUGUUGGUUUCUCUGCUGCUACAGGAAUAUUAGUUACAGGGAACAACUAUAUUCUUGGUUGGAGCUUCAAUAAAAGUGGGAAAGCACAGGGCCUCGAAAUUUCAAAGCUUCCUUCACUUCCUCAUCAAAAAAAACACGGUCUAGGAACUACAGGUCUAGGAAUUAUAGUGUCAAUGACAAUAGUAGUCAUUGGGCUGACUAUCACAAUUAUUGGGGCAUUUUAUGUGUUGAGGAGGAAAAAGUAUCAAGAAGUACGUGAAGAUUGGGAGAGGGAAUAUGGCCCUCAUAGGUUUUCCUAUAAGGAUCUCUUCAAAGCUACCAAAGGUUUCAUAGAUGAAGAGCUUCUUGGAGCAGGAGGUUUUGGAAAGGUUUAUAGAGGAGUACUUAAAUCUUCAAAGGAACAAGUUGCAGUCAAGAAAGUCUCCCACAAUUCAAAACAAGGGAUGAGGGAGUUCGUGACCGAAAUUGUUAGCAUGGGAAGGCUAAGGCACAGGAACUUGGUGCAGCUCCUUGGCUAUAGUCGGCGGAAGGGAGAGCUGCUUUUGGUCUACGAUUAUAUGCCAAACGGAAGCCUUGACAAGUUCCUAUUUAGCAAUGAAAAGCCGGUCCUCAACUGGGCACAACGUUAUCGUAUCAUCAGAGGAGUAGCAUCCGCCCUUCUGUAUCUUCACGAAGAAUGGGACCAAGUUGUUCUUCACAGAGACGUGAAGGCUAGUAAUGUUCUAUUGGACUCUGAUCUAAACGGAAAGCUAGGGGAUUUUGGUCUUGCAAAAUUAUACGAUCAUGGAGAAAACCCAGAAACAACCCAUGUGGCGGGGACAGUUGGGUACCUUGCACCAGAGCUUACUAGAACCGGAAAGUCAACGACAAGCACUGAUGUGUUUGCUUUCGGUGCAUUCAUUCUCGAAGUAGCUUGUGGAAGGAGGCCAGUGCAGCUACAACAGUUGCCUAACGAGGUGAUUUUGGUUGAUUGGGUUUUCGAGAAGUGGAAAGAGGGAGCGAUUCUCGUGACAAGUGAUCCUAGAUUGGGAGGAGAUUAUUUGGAGGAGGAAAUGGAGUUGGUUUUGAAACUAGGCCUGCUUUGCUCAAGGUCUAAUGCAGUGACAAGACCUAGCAUGCGGCAAGUGAUGCAAUACCUUGAUGGAGAUGCCCUAUUGCCGGAGAUAAUUCACGAUAGCAUAAGUGUUGGUACAACAGGUCUAGGUAAUGAAGCAUAUUCUGAUUUUAAUAUGCCAUUUCCAUCAACCAUUGUGAAGUGUUCUGCUCCCUCUGUAUCAAGCACAGAGUCAAUACUCACUAGCGGUCGGUAAAUUUGAAAGUUUCCAGUGCCUUGGAUAAUGCUAGUCAUGCAGGUGCGUAUUAAUGCUUAUGGGAAAUAACGUAUUAUUAUUAUGCUGAGAAAACUUUUUAUCUUUUGGUCAAAGAGUCUAGUUAUUUUUGUAUUUCUUUUAAGAAUCUUUCUAUCAUUUUCCUUGAGUCUAGUUGUCUUUUCUUUUCUAUAGGAGUCUUCCUAGUAGUUUGGAGUCAAAGUCUUGUUUACCUUUUAUUUAGAGUCUUGAAAAUGUAAUUGCUUUUAUUCCUAUUCUUGGAGGGAUGUUCAAGAUAUCUAUUGAAGGCUUUAGCCAUGAAUGAAAAGGAGUUUGAGUUGAUUAUUGAA
Messenger RNA from Rhododendron vialii, 2623 nucleotides. Its product is annotated as L-type lectin-domain containing receptor kinase SIT2-like. The record is from RefSeq and is a predicted model, not a curated record. Gene Ontology annotation, biological process: protein phosphorylation. Lineage: Eukaryota; Viridiplantae; Streptophyta; Magnoliopsida; Ericales; Ericaceae. The transcript has a single exon. The coding region runs from base 240 to 2276 and encodes 678 amino acids. Gene Ontology annotation, molecular function: carbohydrate binding; protein kinase activity; ATP binding. Gene Ontology annotation, cellular component: plasma membrane.